Thrips palmi is the source of this 2926-nucleotide messenger RNA. RefSeq lists its product as uncharacterized. Gene Ontology annotation, molecular function: protein binding. The transcript has 7 exons. The record is from RefSeq and is a predicted model, not a curated record. NCBI's taxonomy places the organism in Eukaryota, Metazoa, Arthropoda, Insecta, Thysanoptera, Thripidae. The coding region runs from base 691 to 2496 and encodes 601 amino acids.
GUUCUUCUUCAUUCAUAGCUAAAAAGGUUCGAAAUAUUAAGUUGUGGACCUCUUACAAAGUCAAUUGUAAGCUAACGAUGAAAUUUUUGGAAAUUAUUAUAUACGAGAUGUUUCUAAAGCAGAAGAUACAAUCUAGGCAAAACGGUACGGAAAAUUCUGUUAACAACUUGUGGAAAUUCUUCGUACCAACCUUGUCAAUAUUGCCCGUAGGACCGUACAGUCUUCUCCGCAGGACUAAACAGUCUUCCAGGCCCUACAGAGAAUACUGUAAGAUCCUAAGGAGAAUAUUGAUGAGAUGGCUACGGAGAAUCCUGGCAAAGAAAAAACGAACAGAAUUUUCCCAAUCUUUUUGCCACAGUGUCCAUACUUCGAGGGCAAAACCAGCAAUUAUCGUCAAAGUUUCGUAAAAAUGCUUAGCGUGUAGCACCUGGAAUGAGGGCGUUUUCGGUCAAGAAUGUUCUGACUUUCAGGAAUGUGACUCAUGUCACAAAAUACAACUGCCCUGACUGACUAUUCCAGCCAACGAGGGUGACAUUUCAUUUCGGUAUUGCAGGUGAGCACGGCCGAGGUGGUCCUUUCUGGGUAUCAUGUGGACGCAUUCGCAUUGUCCAUGGUGCCGCUUCUUCUCAUCUUCUUUGUAUCGCAGUGCCUCUCGGGGCAACUCUUGGAAAGCAGCAGUUGGGGAGUGGCAUGGAAUGCCUACCAGGGUCCCUGGCUUGCCGAGGACAUUGUCUCCCGCCGCCUCCGCCUACUGGCCAUGCAGAGAGCGAGCCGUCCCAUCAACUUCGGCGUCCCAGGGCUGCUGAUGCUCAACCACCGGUCCUGCCAAAAGGCGCUCCAAAGGGAGACCUUAAGAUGGCAGAUAAUUUUGCUGACUCUGACUCGUCAGACGAAGAAACCUCAUCGUCUUCAUCGUCUUCGACAAGCUCUUCGUCAUGUAGCGAGUCAUUUGAAAUUCGCUACAGCUACUCUUCUGAUGAGGACGCUGCACGCUGUGCAGUUUGCUUCAAACCUGCAUCGGUACCGUGCAAGGCAUGCCUGGAGGAGGCGUACUGUUCUUCGUAUCACCGCGAGGAGAACAUGAAAGAACACGAAGCCGUGUGCGCCGGCCGAAGACGCCCGCGUGAGUGCCUCCGUCCGCAGGUAGUGCAGGACGGCGCGCUGGCGACGCUGCCCCGUGAGGUGCUGUUGGCGGUGUGCGGGCACCUGAAGGCGAAGGCCCUGGUGCGCCUGGGCUGGGUGUGCAGCCGCCUGCGCGAGGUGAGCCGCUCCGCCGAGGCCUGGCAGCACGUCCGGUUCCCCGACGACCACCCCUUCGAACUCUCUGCCUUCCACCUCGGCGCGCUGCGCAUCGCCCCGGCCCUGGGGGCCCUGGAGCUGUCCGAGUGGCCCGCGGUCAACCUGACGCGCUGCACGCGCCGCGUCCAGUGCCUGUCCCUGGAGGACUGGGCGUGCUCCAUGCGCGACGCCGAGAAGGUCAUCCGCCUGUUGCGCCACUACAAGGGCCAUCUGCAGGUGUUGAAGCUGAGCCACCUCAGCUCGGAGGACUACGGCGAUCAGAACCUGCAACUCCUGGGGGCGCUGGACGGCCUGGGCAUCAAAGAACUGUACGUGAACGGCAACCUCCUGGUGGUGUACCCGGGCAGCAGCAAGCAGGUCACCGCGCUGGCGGUGGGCGGGUCGGUGAGCGGCCCGGUAUUGGCGGACGCGCUGCGGCGCUGCCGGAAGACGCUGGUGUCGUUCGCGAUGAGCGCGUACCGCGUGGACAAGCUGAGCUGGGCGUGCGACCGGAAGGGCCCCGUGGAGCGCGCGCUCAAGAAGUGCAAGAGUCUGGAGGAGCUCCACGUGGCCCUGUGGGGCCGCGUCGGCGUGCUGGAGGCCUUCCCGCGCCUGCGGUCCCUGGGCCUCAUCGACGCCGGGUGGAGCGCGCCCCACGACGCCAUGCUCCACUUCUUCCAGACCUCUGCCGUCGCUCGCGGCCUGGAGAGCCUGCAGCUCCACUUCGAGUGCUUCGCCCACCGCGGCUUGACCCAGGCCGCGGCCGCCGGCUGCCCCAACGUCAAGCACCUCACGCUCGCCUACAAGGGCUGGCACUCCAUGAGCAAGGUCAUGGUGGACGUCCCCAGGGAUCUGCACGUCCUCGUGGGCCGCAUGGCGGGCCUGGAGUCGCUGGUGCUGAGCAAGGCGAGGGUGCCGAGCUCCGUGUUCGAGGGCCUCGCCGCCGGAGCGCUGCCCAACCUCACCCUGCUGGACCUGCGGAACUGCUCGGUGACCGAGAAGGGCCAAGAGGCCGUGUCCAGACUCGAGGCCAGGCGGCCCGAGGUCCGAGUGCUGUCCCGGCACCUGGCCCGCGCCGUCCGCCUGUCGCGGAAGGACCACAGCUACGGCACGAAGACCCGCUGCAGCCACAGCGCCUGCAUGCCCGAGUCGGACUGCGAAGACCGAGACCCGGUUCGGGACAAAAUCAGCUCCCAAGAUGAUUUUAACUACUGGUGAAUGAUGGGUCGUCAGACUCGGACGACCUUGGCAUGCCAGAGGAGCUUUGCGCGUCCUCAACAUCCGUCUCAGCAUUUUCGUGGGACUAGUUGACUUCUUCUGAGUAUUUCAUAUUGCAUGGUUCUGUCUGUUCUGAAAAUUCCACUUCAGGUAGUUUUGUUUUUCCAUUCAGAAUGUGCCCUUCUUUUUGUUACAACAAUAUUUUGCCGUGCUUGCUGUGCUUUUUUAAUGUGUCUUUAUUGUGAACGCUCAUUAUAUAUAAUGCAACAAUUUUUUUAAUCAAGGUGUUUUGUUUAAUUCUUAAUCAACCAUGUUUCGAGACGUUUUUACUUGCGGCGUCACCUCUUCUGCUUGACUUAUUCCGAAUUUAAAUAGUACCCACCUCUGUUGUGAUAUUUUACUUAUGAAUAAAAACUGAACAUUCUUACUA